GAAGGUUACGGGCAGGCUGGCCGCUUAUUGCGUGCGCGGGCUCGGCGGCCGUCGACUGUUUACUUUUCGCACGAAACAGUUAGCAGUGAGAAUGCCGGCCGAUUCUACUCUCCUAGUAGAGACGAAGGAGAGAGAGCAAGAGAUGUACCAGAGCAUAGCGGAGAGAUCGAAGCACGAAGAUUUCAUCCGUCGCGCCGCUGAUCUACUGGUAGAAAGGGUGGUGUUCGCCCGCGCCAAUAGGACUUCUAAGGUGGUGGAAUGGGCAACCCCUGAUGAGAUCAAGAAGGCGAUAGAUCUCCAGCCCAGAGACAGUCCGGUCACUCAUGAGGAGUUACUGAAAAUUAUGGCUGAUGUAGCCCGUUACUCAGUCAACACCGCUCAUCCAUACUUCGUGAACCAGCUAUUCUCGGCGGUAGACCCGUAUGGCCUGGUAGCACAAUGGCUGACCGACGCGUUGAACCCUAGUGUGUACACCUUCGAAGUGGCUCCAGUCUUCACGCUGAUGGAAGAGGAAGUCCUGAGGGAGAUGAGGAAAUUCGUCGGCUGGUCGAACGGGGACGGCGAUGGGAUAUUCUGCCCUGGAGGGUCCAUAGCCAAUGGAUACGCUAUCAGUUGUGCACGGUUCUUCUUUUAUCCAGAGACUAAGAGCAAAGGAGUCUACGCCGUGCCGAAGUUGACCCUGUUCACUUCCGAACUAGCUCACUACUCCACUAAGAAACUAGCAACUUUCAUGGGCAUCGGGACUGACAACUGCAAGUUGGUGAAAGCGGACGCUUUGGGAAAAAUGGACGUGCAAGAUUUGGAAUCGAAGAUAAUCGACGCGAUCGAAGACGGUGCGACUCCGUUUCUGGUGACGGCCACAGCUGGUACGACAGUUUACGGUGCGUUUGAUCCUCUGAGGCCGAUAUCUGCGUUGUGCAAGAAGUACAACCUCUGGCUACACGUGGACGCGGCGUGGGGGGGCGGGGCCUUGAUGUCGCGACAGCACAGACAUCUUCUCAAUGGGAUCGAACUCGCGGACUCAGUGACCUGGAACCCUCACAAGCUGCUGGCGGCUCCGCAGCAGUGCUCCACCUUCCUCACCCGCCACCCCCGCGUCCUCACCUCCGCGCACUCCGCCGAGGCGCAGUACCUCUUCCAGAAGGACAAGUUCUAUGACACAGAGUACGACACCGGCGACAAACACAUCCAGUGUGGCCGCAGAGCCGACGUCCUUAAGUUCUGGUUCAUGUGGAAAGCUAAGGGCACAGACGGCUUCGAGAAACAUAUCGACCGCCUGUUUGAGAACGCGCAAUUCUUCACCAGCCAUAUUAAACAUAGGGAAGGAUUCAAACUGGUUCUGGAAAAGCCUGAAUGCACUAAUAUCAUGUUCUGGUAUGUUCCGACCAGUCUGCGAGGUUGUGAAAGUGAACCGGACUACAAAGAAAGACUGCACAAGGUUGCCCCUAAAAUAAAAGAGCGAAUGAUCAAGGAAGGAAGCAUGAUGGUCACGUAUCAACCUCAAGGGGACUUGGUCAACUUUUUCCGCAUCGUAUUCCAGAAUUCUGCUCUAGAUCACAAAGAUAUGGUGUACUUCGCGAACGAGAUUGAGCGGCUCGGCAAAGAUAUAGUCGUUUGAUUCGCACUGUGAUUUCGUAAUUCUAAGUCUGUGAUUAAUUUUAUGAUUAAUAUAUUGUAUAUAAAGUAAAUUAUCCUUGAUGAAGAGACCGGUGUGGUCGGCUGCACGACCUUGCAUAUAAUGUUGAAUUUAAUCGAAACUAUUACUUCUUUUAUGUUAGAUUCAAUAAAACUAUUUAAAUUA
Molecule: messenger RNA, 1801 nt
Organism: Plutella xylostella (diamondback moth)
Lineage: Eukaryota; Metazoa; Arthropoda; Insecta; Lepidoptera; Plutellidae
Gene: black
Product: glutamate decarboxylase-like protein black
Biological process (GO): carboxylic acid metabolic process
Cellular component (GO): cytoplasm
Molecular function (GO): carboxy-lyase activity; pyridoxal phosphate binding
Source: RefSeq, a predicted model, not a curated record